Jatropha curcas is the source of this 1192-nucleotide messenger RNA. Its product is annotated as putative calcium-binding protein CML18. The record is from RefSeq and is a predicted model, not a curated record. Gene Ontology annotation, cellular component: trans-Golgi network membrane. NCBI's taxonomy places the organism in Eukaryota, Viridiplantae, Streptophyta, Magnoliopsida, Malpighiales, Euphorbiaceae. Gene Ontology annotation, molecular function: calcium ion binding.
UGAGUCUCGAAAAUGUCUUUUUAUUUACUUAAUAUUUAAUUUAAUUUAAUAUUUGUUUUAGGUAAGUUUUUAGAAAAUUCCAUUAAGUCACGAUCAUGCACGUAGCCAUUUUCUAGAUCCAAAAAUUCAGCCCAAGAACGAGUUCAAAGGAUCAAGAACGUUGAAUCCCAAGAACCAAAGACAAAAGAGAGGGGGAAAAAAAUUAGACGCAAACAUAUUCGAGGAAAGAAAAAAAAAAAAGAUUCACAUAUAAUACAGAAAAUGAUGUGUUUUAUAUUUUUUGAAGUCUUUAUUGGAACUUGGAAAGUUUUACAGGAAAUGAUCUGACGAAAAGAAAAAAGAAUUAGUUUUCAUUAUACAGAAAGUAAUUUCUUACAAUCUGGGAUUUGAAGGUUUUUAUAGAAAGCGAUUUCCUUUUGUAACUACAAAUUAAGUUUAUCCAAGAUAAGGAUUCAAAUCUUGAUUCUAUGAUCUGGUCUGAUUAAUCUUUCUCGGAGAAGUUCAAAGAAUGGAAGAAAAUAGUAGGUAAAGGUGAGAUUCAAGCUUUAUAUAUAUAUAUAUAUAUAUAUGCAUGUACAUAUAAGAAAUCAAGAUUCCGGGAAUUAAGAAAAAGCGAUAUGAGUGGGAAAGAUCCGGUCAAGCUUGACGACGAGCAAUUGGCUGAGCUACGAGAAAUAUUCCGGUCAUUUGAUCGGAAUAAAGACGGUAGCUUGACGCAACUGGAGCUGGGAUCCUUACUCCGAUCACUUGGUCUAAAACCAAGCGAAGAUCAGUUAGAGGCGUUGAUACAAAAGGCAGACAAGAACAGCAAUGGUUUAAUUGAGUUUUCAGAAUUUGUAGCUCUUGUGGAGCCUGACCUCAUUCCGUCUAAGUGUCCAUACACAGAAGAUCAGUUGAAGAAGAUAUUCAGGAUGUUUGACAGAGAUGGAAAUGGGUAUAUAACUCCGGCCGAGUUGGCUCAUUCCAUGGCUAAGUUAGGGCAUGCUUUGACAGCAGAAGAGUUGACAGGGAUGAUCAAGGAGGCAGAUACUGAUGGUGAUGGGUGUAUCAAUUUUCAAGAAUUUGCUCAAGCUAUUACCUCUGCUGCUUUUGACAAUUCUUGGAGCUGAAGGCACCAAGCAGGAUGAAUUGAGUGCUUUAAAAAAGAUAUUGCAGGAUCUAUAGAAUACAUGUUUUUCUGUUCUUGUUUAAA